AUUAUGCGAACUCAGACCCGGCUGUCGUGAAAUCUGGACGGGUGAAGAAAGCUGUGGCCAACGCAGUGCAGCAGGAAGGGACAAGGUGGGGGUGGCUGCUGUGAGAUGAAUGGGAUGGAAUCUCUCUGGCAAGAUUACGAUGCAGCGUGACUCAGUGUGAACAGCCUUGCUGAGCUUUCCUUCCUAGAGUGUGACUGCCUUCUUCUGAACCCUUCCCUGAGUCUUGAUUAGUUGUCAUCUCUUGCUUGGCUGUAUUUGAUGUCACAACUGCCAUGUGUUGCCGUCUGCUUCUAUUUGGUUUUGCCUGCAUAAGGUUGUAUGUAGAGUAAAAUCCCUCUGUGGUUUGGAAGCUUCUUGUGUUCCUUCUGAGGAAGUUCUCUCCAUGUCAGGAGAGUCUUGUGACAGCAGUGAUGAAAUGGAUACAAAGGAAAGUAUCAGUGGGCGAACUGCAUCCAGAAAAAAGAAGAGCAAAAGACACAAAGAAAAUCCUGAUGGUGAUGGUGGAGAGGAAUACCCCAUUGAUAUCUGGCUGCUGUUGGCUUCCUACAUUCGCCCUGAGGACAUUGUCCGGUUCUCUUUGAUUUGCAAGAAAGCCUGGACUGUUACUUGCACUGCUGCCUUUUGGACCAGACUCUACAGAAGGCACUACAGUCUGGAUGCAUACCUGCCCCUCCGCUUGCGGCCCGAGUCCAUGGAGAAGCUGCACUGCCUCCGUGCGUGCGUCAUCCGGUCGCUGUACCACAUGUAUGAGCCUUUUGCAUCUCGAGUCUCCAGGAACCCAGCUAUUCCAGACAGUACUCCCAGCACUUUAAAGAAUUCCAGAUGUCUGCUUUUCUGGUGCAAAAAGAUUGAAGGGAACAGACAAGAAGCAAUGUGGGAAUUCAACUUCAAGUUCAAAAAGCAGUCUCCCAGAUUUAAGAGCAAAUGUUCCAAAGGUCUUCAGCCACCUAUUCAGUAUGAAGAAGUCCAUACAAACCCUGACCAGGAUUGCUGUCUGCUGCAGAUCACCACCUUUAACUUCAUAUUCGUGCCAAUAGUCAUGGGUAUGACGUUUACCUUGUUCACCAUCAACGUGAGCACAGACAUGAGGCAUCAUCGCGUGCGGCUGCUCUUCCAGGAUGCCCCUGUUCACAAUGGCAAGAAGCCACGACUCGACCAAGGAGUGCAGGUGGUGCUGGACCCCGUGCACAGCGUCCGGCUGCUGGAUUGGUGGCACCCUCAGUACCCCUUCUCCCCAAAAGCUUAGUGCUCCCUGCACCGCAGCAGUGACCCGUCUGGCAGGCUGAAGGAAAUUCCCAGGAACCAGGAAAUCCUAUUAUUUUUCUUAAAUAAAUUCUGCAGCCUCCUUGAGAGAGUGGUUGAAGCUACUGAGCUGGUGUGUAUGUAUAUAACUUCUGGUCGGUGUUGAGCAGAGCUGAGUGUAAAGCAGAAACUAUUUGUAAAACACUUUUAUGUAAAAUUCACGUUUUAUGAUUUGAAAGGAGCUCCCUGGAACUGUUCAUUUAAAAUCCUUUUGGUGCUAAU
Molecule: messenger RNA, 1524 nt
Organism: Lagopus muta (rock ptarmigan)
Lineage: Eukaryota; Metazoa; Chordata; Aves; Galliformes; Phasianidae
Gene: TMEM183A
Product: transmembrane protein 183A
Exons: 8
Coding region: 383-1246 (287 amino acids)
Biological process (GO): regulation of protein stability
Cellular component (GO): SCF ubiquitin ligase complex
Molecular function (GO): protein binding
Source: RefSeq, a predicted model, not a curated record